This is a messenger RNA of Betta splendens (Siamese fighting fish), 6409 nucleotides long. It is a transcript of the gene ajm1, whose product is annotated as apical junction component 1 homolog. The transcript has 2 exons. Gene Ontology annotation, biological process: cell-cell junction organization. Lineage: Eukaryota; Metazoa; Chordata; Actinopteri; Anabantiformes; Osphronemidae. Bases 195 to 3479 code for a protein of 1094 amino acids. The record is from RefSeq and is a predicted model, not a curated record. Gene Ontology annotation, cellular component: apical junction complex; plasma membrane.
GUCUGACCAAUAAGGCGGAUAUUGCAGUUUUACCUAGUGCACAUGCCCGAUGUCGUCAUAGGGAAAACACUCUCGUACUGCCUCAUAUCGCAUCCCUGACAAAAAUGGAUAAGCGCAGGCUGGGAGUCCGGACUGAUGCGAAAACAUCAAUAUUAAAGAAACUUGAUGGAGAAAACUAGAGGAGGCCCUUUAAAAUGACACGCACAGACCCACCUGACAUACUGGUUUCAACUGUGCAUCGUGAUAUAAAAGUGAUUCCCAUUUCUUCACACUACAAGUCCUUGCAAAACUCCAAACAAUGUGAUUCUAUAAAUUACAACACACUGGAGGACAGUAAGAACAAAGUCAGUAAGAGGUACUGCCGUAACUUUGACUAUAAGUCAUUGGAGUAUCCAAAAUCACACAAGUACUCAAUGGAGUCCCCAUACAAGAAGGUUGAUAGGCAUGCAGGCAACCCAGAGGCUGCCUGGAAUGCCUUGGGCCACCAACAAAGAUACCGCUUUUCUGCUCCAGAUAUUUUCAGCCACAGGUUAACGCCUCAAAUGAUGGCUUCUGAUAUGGCCAGUGAAGUACCUGCCCAAGAACAUAAAAGAAGGACUAGGUCAAAAAGUGCCCCUCGUGUUCAGACCUGUCUGACUCCUGUGUCUUUUGAGGGGUUCUCAUCUUCAGGGAGGAAGGGCAGGGAGAGCCAAAGGACUUCAAGAGACUCUCGCUGGAGACCAGAAGUAUCACCACGUAGGGAGUCUUCCUACGCAGCAACUAGGGCUCACAUGCAUGAAGUACAUCCCAUUAAGCUGCAGCCUCAAAUAGGGGACAGCAGCAGAUAUUCGCCUCACUAUGCUGCUGAUUAUUCUGUGGAGGGAGGACUAGAAAAACCAGCAACAAGUCCUCACGUCCGGUGUAGGGUGGACAUUAAACCUGAUGAUGAAGCAUUGCAUUGUUCCGGAAGGAAACAGGACACAGCUCAAGUGGACAUACCCUGGCAGAGACACCACAGCGCAGGGAGUAGGAGUCUAACCGUGCCACGCCAUUUCUCUUAUUCAAGAACACCAACUCCGACUGACUCCUUAGGUACAGCGAGUAGGCAAGCUUAUCAAUAUUCCCGUAGCAUGCCAAAUACUUACCUACAACCCACGGAGAUUCACUUGCAAAGAAUGCCUUCAUCAAGUGAUUACUAUGGAAGGGAACGAAGAGCUCAUUCCAGUCCUAAUGUGCCAACAAAGUUUUUUUAUGCAGAUGAUCCAGCGAGAUAUGUUACCACCACUCUUGCUCAGCAAGGUUCCUACUUUCACAAUGAGCAUUUAACACCAGGACAAACAUAUUCUCAUACUCCUAAAAUGCAAUAUGUACAAGAUCCAAGGACUCGAACAGUGCAUGCUGUGGCUACAAGACCGUUCUAUCCUGAGGUGGAACAUUAUCCAUUCUCUGUCCAAGCGGGGUACCCCAAACACUAUGCAGCAAACGAACCAGGUCCAUACAUUAUACAGACACCUCCAAGUAGAAUUUUCUAUGGUGAUGAUCCAAGGUCUUAUCAAAUCCAAACUGCUCCACCUAGGUUUUAUUAUUCCAGUGACAUGUAUGCAGUGCCGCCAGAGCACCAUAUCCCUGCAAGGGCAUAUUACACUGAGGGCCGAAGGCAUGCUAGAGUCAUUCAGGCACAACCAGAGGACUGGUAUGGCUCAGACGCAUCUGGUUAUUCCACCAAUCCUGCUUCUUAUGUAUCUCAAGUUACUCCGACCAGAGUCCAGCAAGAUCCUGCGUUAACACCUUGGUACGCCAGCCCAUGUGUGGCAUCCCAGAGAAUUGGUACUGAUUCCAAAUCCUACUCAAGGUCUUGGGACAAUAUUCUCAACUCUCAUGUAGAGAGGGAACAGCCUCUUCCUGUUCAGCGGGGUCAGAGUUAUGAUGAUCUUUUGGACUCCAGGAAGCCUGCAGCCAGCAAAGGUGAAAAACCCCAACCAGUGGUGGUCAAUCUCUCCAGUUCACCACGACGUUACGCAGCCUUAUCAAUGUCUGAUAACUCACUAAUUGACAAAAGCCCGACAGAGUCAUCGAAGACCACUGCGAGUAAACUGUGGUUUGUCACCCCUGAGAUAACAAUCACAGAUAAUGACAUACGACCUGGCAGCCUUAAUAAGCCAGAAGCACGGUCUGCCAGUUGGGACAUUCUUAACUCCAGAAGCACAGAAGGUCCUGAACUGUCGCAACAUGAUUUUGAAAGCUCAACCAAAGAGAAGACACAUGACAACGCCUCACUGCAACAAAGCCUUGAACAACUUGAUGAGCUUCUGGCAGACCUUGUGACUGACUACAAACCACCUAGUAGACGGGCCAGCGAAGACAUUCUAGAUCAGUUAAAGAAGUUGAUUGAUGAAGAAGAAGCAGUAUCUCUUUCCAGAAAAGGCUCAAAGGUAGGUUCAGAAGAACCAGCCCCUUUCGACAAGCAGCCAACCUCAAUAAGAAUUAAUCCAGAUGCUUUCCAAGAUAUGGAUGGUGCUAGUGAUGCAAUGAAGAGUGCAGAGGAGUGCUCACCUGACCAGAGCCCAGAUGAGGAUGAUACAAUGAUGUGCUCUAACAACAAAUGCCGGAGAACAGAAACCAUGUUUAAUGCUUGCCUGUAUUUUAAAUCCUGCCACAGUUGCUACACCUACUACUGUUCUAGGAACUGUCGCAGGGAGGACUGGGACAUUCAUAAAGAAAGCUGCCUGUACGGAAGAAUUGGCAGCACGUGCCGUCAUAUCAUCAAACACUGCCGGGAGACUGUUGAGGUCCAUAAAGCCUUCUCCCGUAUUGCCAAAGUAGGCUACCUUUCCCGAGGCAGGGGAGUUCUCUUCCUUGGUUUUCCAAAUCCUGCAGCAUCCAGUAACUUCCUGCAGUAUGGCCUGGAUAGUCUUCUUAUGUCUCCCACAUACCUGUCACUUCGAGAGCUUGAGAGUUUUAAGGACAACCUAGGGGAGUAUUGUAAGGAGCUUCAGGAGGCUGGUAAGGAGUAUGACCCUAACGAAUGUUUCAUCUUGAAUGUAUCCAUUGCUGUCGGUGAGCAAUUGCCUGGUGGGCCAUCACCAAGAAACCAAGCUCCAACUGUCAGAAAAUAUGCAAAGGUAGCACUAGCUUCCUUUAGCCCUGAGAGAAAGGUUCACAAGAAGGAGAAUGACAUGGAAACACUGAUUCUCACUCCACCCCCAGGAACAGCAGAUAUUGACAAAGAGGGAGAGGAAGGCAGGAAAGCCAGGGAAAUCUGUUUUAUCAAUAUACAGCGAGAGUUAAGAAUACGAGGAGUUUUUUUACGCCACGAAUACCCAAAGGUGUACCAGCAGCUCUGUGAGUUUGUAGAGAGUAACAGAAGGUUCACACCCACAACUAUUUAUCCAAUUGAUAAAAGGACUGGUAAACAGUUUAUGUGCAUGAUCAUGGCUGCCUCUGAGCCCAGGACACUGGACUGGGUCGGCACUCCGCAUCUUCUUGAUGAUAUCAUUUAAGUGCACCUUUGUUGUUGAUAUGUACAGUAUACAACAAAACACAGUAGACCUGAGGGUCAACACGAAUAAAACAUUAAGUAUAAACGAUAUCAUCGACAUUUAUCACAAAGUCCAAAAGAACGAAAAAGAGAGUAAUUAACUAAAUAAAAAUGGUUCACUUUCAUUACAUUUUUUUCUUGAACAUGUAGUGUUUAACAUCAUAUACCCUAAACUCCUUAACAUACAAUAUAUAAUACAAUCUUUGUAAGAUGACAUUAUUUGAAAUCAUUUGCAAUUCUAAUAAAAACUGCAUAGGCAUAAACUAUGUUUUGUUGUAUACUGUGUAUAAAGAAUAUAUAUAUUGCUACACAAAUUUAUACUGUAUCAACCAGUUACAAACAUUUGUAGAUAAGUAUUUUGUUAUCAAAAUUAUAUAUAUUCAUGUCUGCUUUUUCAGUAUUAUUCUUCAUCUGAAUAUUUUCUGUCACAUGCAGACUAGAAAAAUGAAUACAGUAAGGACUACAUGUAUUUAAGUUUUUUUAGGUAAAAAAGUACAUACUUUCUAUCCACUACGUCAUUUUUCCGUAUCUGGGUCAUGCACUGUUACAGUUCAUUCAUUUAGGUAGAGUUUACCCAAACUCACAUUUUGGUGUGUGGUUUUUUUAAAUAACUAAGUACUUUCUAUUUGCUCUGUGGAGCUCUUUUAAUCAGAGAAUCAGUUUCUGGAACAAGUACAACAUAACUAUUUUUCAUAUGUCACUACAAUAGUAUAUCAUGCAGAAAAUGAAAAUGAAAUUAUUUUAUUAGCUACACGCAGUAAACACUGUCUAUGCAAAGUUGCUUGCAAAGUAGCACAUUCUUGUAAAAGGAUAUAUAUGUAUGUAUGUAUGUGUGUGUGUGUAUAUAUAUAUAUAUAUAUAUAUAUAUACGUGUGUAUGUGUAUACUGUAUAUGCAUACAUGUACACACAUGAAAGGGUUAAAAUAGAUGGUUAAACAUUUGGUGGCAGCAUCAACCAUCAAUCAAAAAAAUUGUGAAAAUAAAAAUAUACAAAACAGAUAGUUGUGCUGUAUAGGCACAUCGUUUUAUGUUGAUAAAGUGUAAGUACUGUAGUGAUAAAUAAUAUGUCCUGACUAUAAUAUAAUACUUUAGAUAGAGACUGUAUUGAGAAGUUCUUCAACUCUGAUUCGUAGAGUUUCUGUGCUGAACUUGAAAGCAGCAUCCCCCUUUGGAGAGUCAAAUGGUGCCAGUUACAAGCCAUGCAGUCGACGUGGGCCUGUACAGUUUGGAUUUAAACACUGUGAAUAGUGACAGUUGCCUACUAUAAAAACAAAUCAUGCAAUUUCCUAUACCACUGACAUCAACAAGUUGUAUUUUUAGAUAUACAAAUAAAAAUAUUUGAAUUAGCAGCGAGCGUUAUUGUCAUUAAAAAAGGUGCGCCAGAUCUGGCACAGUAGCUGCAGUGUGUGAGACAUGCACUGGUUUAGAAAGGCUUCAGAACCUUUCACUGUUUGCAUUGAGCAGUAGACAUUUUUUAUUUUUAAUCCAUACUCUGUAAACAAUAAUGUGAGAAAACGAUUGAAAAAAAUAUUUGUACAUUUAUUCAACAAGACCUUUAGUUCAGUUUUUUCUCCUUAAGAUUGUUUCAGGUGACUGUGAACUGUUACUUUCAGGUGUCAUUAAUGUUUCAUAGAUUUGGAGUUUAGACUGGGGCUGCUCUGUGUGAGGACGGAGAGGAUUGUGUGAGGCCUUAGCUUUGGCUGCUGCUGUGCUGAAGACGAAACCAUCAACCAAGUUGGACUAAAACCAUUGUGAAUCUGACCAUUGUCGCUGUGGCCACUUCAUAGCAUGAUGCUACGUCAGCGCCACACAACUGUGGGGGAGCGUUAGCAGAUGGUGAACAGGCUGGUGUUCAGACAAAUGUUUUACCUGGCUGGACAUUCGCUCCUGGUGCUUCCAGACCUCUUCCUUUUAAUUAUUAAUGGCACUUUGCUCUGGACAGCUUACUUCUGUGACUAACACGAUUCCUAUUGACAAAGACCUGUGCAUUGUUAAGAAUUGCCACUGUUAGUUCAGUUUGGCACAGAUGGACUAUAAUUAAAGCCUCUGUUACAGUACAGAGACUAAAAAGUAAAAGAAAUUAACCAAAAAGAAACUAUUUACCUUUACAGAUUUAUGGGCAAAAACAAUCAACAAAAUCUAUAACAAAAACUGAAAGAGAAAAGCUUUGGUAACUUGCUGGAGGCACUUAAAAGCUCGAAGACAUUAGUUGUGUAUUUGUGCUGCACUUCUUUUAUUACAUGUGAUUUAUAUUGUCAGUUUCUGAACCAUUCUAUAUCUCAAAUUCCAGCCAGCACAUAUAGUGAUUUAAAAGUUAUAUUUAGCUAAAAAAAAAAAAGCACUAAAGGUUUAGUUCAUGUUCAGACCCCUCUGACAAAUGACUCGUUUCAUGUGAUGAUGGUGAGGUGCAGUAAGGGUUGAAUAAAGCUGUUCCCAUAAUCCAUCAUGCCCCAUUUAAAGCGUCCCUCUUGUAAUAGCAGAUUUCCUUAGUGUUCGUAUCACACACAAUGAAACUUGAAGCACAUAUAUAAAUAUAUAUUUACAUACCAGUUCCACCUAUUUGGCUCACAGGGGAUGUACAGGUUCCGUGAAAAGUUGCUAGUUGCAUGUGUUUCUGUUUUCUUUGCUCUGGUUUCAUUUAACACGUCACUGAUGACAGCAGCUUGCUCAACGGAGGGCUGACAGUGAGCUCUACCAUGCUGUUUGAGAAAAAAAAGGACUUUUCCAUUUAUGUCAGUGAUUCAGAUGAAAAUAUUGUGUCAAAGGCUAUGAAAAAGAGACCUCAUAAAAUUAUCUAGAAAAUCCUGUAAUCUUGUAUUUUUUAUACUUUUAACAUAUGUGUCUGAGUGUGUCUAUUUAUAAACCAUAUCUAAUAAAUGGAAUGGAAACCUC